Molecule: messenger RNA, 1104 nt
Organism: Macrobrachium nipponense
Lineage: Eukaryota; Metazoa; Arthropoda; Malacostraca; Decapoda; Palaemonidae
Product: KRAB-A domain-containing protein 2-like
Exons: 1
Coding region: 1-1104 (367 amino acids)
Biological process (GO): DNA integration
Molecular function (GO): nucleic acid binding
Source: RefSeq, a predicted model, not a curated record
AUGGAAGAACAAAUAGCAAGUUGUGCUGCCUUGUGGUCUACAGAAAAUGAAAAGACUGUAAUUGCCAUUUUCAAGAGAGGAAAGACUGGACAGACGCUUAAAAGAGAACACUACCACAUCUUGCAAACUUUUCAGAUUGCCUCCUUUGGUGAAAUAGAAACAGUUGAAAAGAAGAAUGGAAAAUAUAUGGCAACUAAAGAAUCAGUCACAGGAAUUAUCCAACAAGCCCACAUUAACACCGACCAUGGUGGCGAAAAGAAGACUUACAAGGAGGUGUGUGAACAAUAUGGAAAUAUUCCAAGAUCAAUUGUGUCACUAUAUAUCGUGCAUUGUGAGUGCUGUGUUGAAAAGCGUCGCAGAAAAGAAACGGCAGCAGGAGUUGUAGUCAGACCACUGUCCGUAAGAGAUCUCAAUGAAAGAGGACAAGUAGAUCUGGUCGACAUGCAAACUAUGAAGGAUGGAAGUUAUCGCUUUAUUCUGCACUAUAUGGAGUAUCUAACGAAGUUUCAUGUGAUUCGUCCCCUGAAAUCAAAGACAGCAGCUGAUGUUGCCAAUGAACUUCUUUUCAUCUUCUUGGAUAUAGGUGCACCACACAUCCUUCAGUCUGACAAUGGACGUGAAUUUACAGCUGAAGUGAUCCAAGAACUUGCCUCACUAUGGCCUGAACUCAUCUUAGUAAAUGGGCGUCCUCGGCAUCCCCAGAGUCAGGGAUCUAUUGAAAGAGGUAAUGGGGAUAUGAAACUCAAGCUCAUGGCAUGGAUAAGAGACAAUAUUUGUGCUAAAUGGAGUUAUGGUGUCCGUUUUGUUCAGUGGGCCAUGAACAGUUCAUAUCAUGAGGCAAUCAAGAUGACUCCCUAUCAAGCGCUCACUGGCAACAAGCCAAGAUGUGGUCUUAAGUCAAAUUUACCAGAUGCAUUCAUCAGCAAAAUAACGUCUGGUAUUGAAGAAGAACUUGGAAGGCUUAUAAAAGUUCCACUUACCGGAGAUUCAGCUCGGGAUGACCCAAUAUCCAAUUGCAGACUCUCAGCAGCAACCUGCCAUGGAACAAGAAAAUAUCUCAACCGAAGUACUGCAUCCAGCAAAACAGGCAAGAAAGGAAGCUGA